AUGGAAGUCAUGGCAGAAUUGAUUGCCAAACAAGCAGAAUUGGGAAAACAAAUCCAACAACUGAUCACUAACUUCAAAAAGGACUCAAAAGAGAGGAAGACAUCCCCUCGCUACUAUGAAGAGCGUAUUAGGCGACUCAACGAAUUAUGGGAACAAUUUGACCAUAACGACACACAAAUCAGGAAUUUGCCAGAUUUGGAUACGAGCGUUGCAUAUUUUACCAGCAACUACUUUCAAGAAAUCAAAGAAUUAUUUGAAAAAUAUGAGCAGAUUUUCGAAAAUGAAUUAUCAACCAAAAUACCUCCAACACCUUCCUCAAAGGAGUCAGCAACGACAGCACGUCAACCGAUGCCGUCACCGAGGGAAGGACAAUAUAGCACGAGUAUAACACGAAUGAUACACAAGCAAGGUGCAAUUUGUGUAUCACUGAAGCGACUCAUAGCAGGCAUCAAUCGUCAAACAGGCGUUCAGAUGAAAUCCUUUUAUGAAGUGAAUAUGGCAAGAAUUGAGAAGCUAUGGAACGAGAUUGAAGCCAUUAAUUUUGAAAUUUGGGAGUACACCAACAAUCCGACUACAGUGGGAUAUAAACUCGAUGAGUACCUCGAAAUGGAAGAAUUGGUUCAGUCAACUUUAAUUUCGUUAGCUUCAAAGAAAGCAAAUGAUGAACAAUCACAACAAGGAAGCAGUAAACCAGACAGCGCUGGUGUAUCACUGCCUAAGGUAACAAUACCAAAAUUCGAUGGCGAUUAUUUGAAGUGGUGUCAAUUCUAUGAUUUGUUCACCGAAAUGAUUCACAAGCAGCAGCUUUCUAACGCUCAGAAAAUGUGGUAUCUCAAAGGUAGUUUAACAGGAGAAGCAGAAGGCUUAGUCCGACACCUGUCAAUAACCAACGAGAAUUAUCAAACGGCAUGGAAUUUGCUACAAGAACGAUAUCACAACAAAAGAAUUAUUGUAGCAACAAUCAUUCAAAGAAUUCUAAAUCAACCAAUAAUAUCAACCAAUCCUUCAGCGACAGAAAUAAGGACACUCCAUGAUGUUACUUUUGAAGGAUUGCUGGCACUGAAGAAUGUGGGACUCGAAACUGAUUCGUGGUCGCCGUUACUGCUUCAUAGUUUGCUCCUCAAACUAGAUAAGCAGACUCGCAUUUUGUAUGAACAGUCGCUGACUCAUCCAAGAGAGAUUCAGUCGAUUAAGGAGUUCAUGAUUUUCCUGGAAUCACGAUUCCAGUCCUUAGAGGCGAUUGGCCAUAGGGAGAAGCCAUGCUUAGCAAAAACCCUUGCCACAACGAUGGGAAAGGCAAAUAUAUCAACCUGUAAGAUCUGUAAUAAUGGAUCACAUCCGAUAUAUUAUUGCAAAACAUUCUUGCAAUCAACACCACAAGGUCGUAUCAAGACAGUACAAAAACUUAGACUGUGCUUGAACUGCUUACGUACAGGCCAUAGGGCAGCAGAAUGCAAAAGUUCCCGGUGCAACAAGUGCAGCAAGAACCACAAUUCGUUGUUGCACUUAUCAGAGUCUUCCAAGACAACACACAAAUCGAUCAAUGUCAAAUCAGAUUCAUUGGUUGAGAAACCCGGUCAUCAACCUUCUACUGUAAUCACAGCAUUAACACAAAAUAAGGGAUACGUUCUUCUUAGUACAGUUAAUAUGAAAAUAGCUACGUUUGAUGGUGAUUUCAUCGAGUGCAGAGCAAUACUCGAUUCUGGAUCACAAAUAAACUUAAUCACAGAAAAACUGGCAAGAAAAUUAAAAUUGCAGUUACACUCAUCACCGUUAUGGAUAGAAGGAAUUGGUAGAAGCAAAAGGGACACAAAAUACAGUGUGACAACAAAAAUUCAGUCUCGAAUUAAUGAUUUCAAUGUAAAAAUCAACGCAUUCGUGAUGCCUCGAAUUAUCUCAGCCCAACCAACACAGUGUCUGGACACUUCUGGUUGGUCAAUUCCUCAGAAUAUAAAAUUGGCUGAUCCAGACUUCGCGAAUCCAAAUCAAAUUGACUUAUUAAUUGGAGCAGAAUUCUAUCACAGCUUUUUAUCGAUUGGUCAAAUCAAAAUAGGUGAGGGUCUACCUGCACUUCAGAACACGGUUUUCGGAUGGAUAUGCAGUGGCAAAGUUAGCAACGGUAAUCAAAAGUUACUUACCUGUGGCAUGUGCAGCGAAGCUGACGACGAAGCAUUGGAUAAUAUACUUACUAAAUUCUGGCAAUUGGAGGAAAUCAAUCAAACGGAUGACAAAUUCACUGAUGCAGAGAAGAAAUGUGAAGAAUCUUUUGCUCAAAACACUCACCACAAUCAUGAAGGGCGAUUUGUCGUGAAACUACCAUUUAAGGAGGAUACAACUGUUCUUGGUGAAUCCAUGCAGAUGUCGAUGAAUCGGUUUUUUAGUCUUGAACGUCGGCUGUUGAAGAAUUCUGAACUAAAGAAGAUGUACGUUGACUUCAUGCGAGAGUACGAGCAUCUCGGCCACAUGGAAAAAAUCAAUCAGGAUGAUAUAAUGCAUCCACAUUACAUUUUGCCACAUCAUUGUGUAAUCAAGGCAGAUAGUACUACAACAAAGCUUCGAGUGGUGUUUGAUGCAUCUGCAAGAACAUCAACCGGAGUCUCACUCAAUGAUAUUAUGCAUAAUGGUCCAGUCGUGCAGAACGAACUCUCAUCCAUUUUACUGCGUUUCAGGAAACCACGCUUCGUUUUUAAAACAGAUAUUGAAAAGAUGUAUCGGCAGAUACUAAUUGAUCCAAGAGAUGAAUAUCUUCAAAUCAUUAUCUGGCGAGAGUCACCAGAAGAAAACUUGUGCUAUUACAUAUUAAAAACGGUAACGUAUGGCACAAGAGCAGCGCCGUAUCUGGCAACUAACUGUCUACAAACCCUGGCCAGAGAGCAUGCCGUUAAAUUUCCGCUUGGUUCCGCUACACUCAGCAAGGAUUUUUAUGUCGAUGACGGUUUAAGUGGCUCAGACAGUCUCAUGGAGGCAAUUGCAACAAAGGAUCAACUUAUUAAAAUAUUGGCGACAGCUGGUUUCAAACCUCGCAAGUGGUGCGCAAAUAAUGCCCAAUUACUUCAAGGACUCGCUCCAGAAGAUCAAGAAGUUGAUCUCGAUGUCAGCAGUGAGUCACAUAAGACAGUAAAAACUCUAGGCCUUAUCUGGCUACCAAAAUCUGAUCAGUUUUCAAUAAAAACUAACGGACCUAUACACAGCAAAAUAACAAAGAGGACCGUAAGUUCCUAG
Molecule: messenger RNA, 3222 nt
Organism: Teleopsis dalmanni
Lineage: Eukaryota; Metazoa; Arthropoda; Insecta; Diptera; Diopsidae
Exons: 1
Coding region: 1-3222 (1073 amino acids)
Source: RefSeq, a predicted model, not a curated record